This is a messenger RNA of Lepidothrix coronata (blue-crowned manakin), 986 nucleotides long. It is a transcript of the gene PSMA6, whose product is annotated as proteasome subunit alpha 6. Lineage: Eukaryota; Metazoa; Chordata; Aves; Passeriformes; Pipridae. The transcript has 7 exons. The record is from RefSeq and is a predicted model, not a curated record. Gene Ontology annotation, biological process: ubiquitin-dependent protein catabolic process. Gene Ontology annotation, cellular component: proteasome core complex; nucleus; proteasome core complex, alpha-subunit complex. Bases 97 to 837 code for a protein of 246 amino acids.
CGGAAGCGGUAGGGCGCUGUGUGUCGCAGGGCCCUGCACGCGCACUGCUCCCCCGGCCGCGCGCCGCUCCCGCGCCGCUCCCGCGCCGCUCCCGCCAUGUCGCGCGGCUCCAGCGCCGGGUUCGACCGGCACAUCACCAUCUUCUCGCCCGAGGGCCGCCUCUACCAAGUCGAAUAUGCAUUUAAGGCCAUAAACCAAGGUGGACUUACAUCUGUAGCUGUUCGUGGGAAGGAUUCUGCAGUAAUUGUAACACAGAAGAAAGUACCUGACAAGUUACUGGAUUCCAACACAGUGACUCAUUUAUUCAAAAUCACUGAAAAUAUUGGCUGUGUCAUGACAGGAAUGACAGCUGACAGCAGAUCCCAGGUGCAGAGAGCCCGCUAUGAGGCUGCUAACUGGAAGUACAAGUAUGGCUAUGACAUCCCUGUGGAUAUGCUGUGUAAAAGGAUUGCAGAUAUUUCUCAGGUCUAUACGCAAAAUGCUGAAAUGAGGCCCCUUGGUUGCUGUAUGAUUUUGAUUGGUAUUGAUGAAGAACACGGCCCUCAGGUAUACAAGUGUGAUCCAGCAGGUUACUAUUGUGGAUUCAAGGCCACAGCUGCAGGAGUUAAACAGACAGAGUCAACCAGUUUUCUUGAAAAGAAAGUAAAGAAGAAAUUUGACUGGACAUAUGAACAGACAGUAGAGACAGCAAUAACAUGCCUAUCUACUGUACUGUCCAUUGAUUUCAAGCCUUCAGAAAUAGAAGUUGGUGUAGUCACGGUGGAAAAUCCUAAAUUCAGGAUCCUUACAGAAGCAGAGAUUGAUGUGCACCUUGUAGCUCUGGCAGAGAGAGACUAAUUAGCAUUCCCAUUUCCAUUGUCUGUGCUUCUGGCCAGGAUGUUUGGUGAAAAGAAAACACUUACUGAUGGCUUUAGAUUAUGGGUGGGAAACAAUGUUCGCUAUAUGAUGUAUUUUACUCUGUACAAAUAAAACAGAGGUUUUUGAAA